Sardina pilchardus (European sardine) is the source of this 4671-nucleotide messenger RNA. RefSeq names its product rap guanine nucleotide exchange factor 3-like. Gene Ontology annotation, molecular function: guanyl-nucleotide exchange factor activity. The record is from RefSeq and is a predicted model, not a curated record. Gene Ontology annotation, biological process: Ras protein signal transduction; positive regulation of GTPase activity. NCBI's taxonomy places the organism in Eukaryota, Metazoa, Chordata, Actinopteri, Clupeiformes, Clupeidae. Gene Ontology annotation, cellular component: plasma membrane.
CCACGCAGGCGGGAGAGCAGCGAGGCGCGCCCACGGGGCGGCGGGUGAGUGGGCAUGAGCGUUGCUGUAGGAGGCAGGCUCUAGUUCUUGCUGAAGGACUUGCUUGAGUUGGGCUUGAGUGUAGCGCACUCCGAGACGAGCACACAGCUCAAUCAGUCAGACCACAGGUGCUCGUCACUGACCGGGAGUAACGAAGGAACGCAGGGAUGUUCUUGGUCGGAAUGCGAUGUACUGCUUCGAGAUGACACGACGUCGGUUGUUUUUAACACAGGAUGGAACAUGUUCUGGGGACUUGUUUUCUCUCGUCCUGAAACGAUCUGCCCAUUGCGCAGAAGAACGAUGUGUUUUCAUGUAAUGUUCUGAAACACGGAAUGCGAUAUUAAUUCUACGAGGACAGCGUCAUAAGCAUGCAUCUGUUUCGGAGCUACACCUAUCAGGUCUACCCCGACCGCUAUCCCACGGACACGCAGACUAUUCGCGGCAUCAGCUGGACCCCUCUGCCAGAUGCGCUGGAGGCGAAGGACACCAUGAAACAGUUUCUAUCAGAGCGGAUCCUGAAAGCCGCAAGAGCCGUGCACACAGCUCUACUGGAGGGCAAUCCAGGUGUGAUCCGGGACCGCAAGCAUCACUUAAAAACAUACAGGCAGUGCUGCAGCGGAAAGGAGCUCGUUGAUUGGCUGAUCAAGAUCCAAGACUGCUCCCAGUCACGCAGCCAGGCAGUCGGCAUGUGGCAAGUCCUGGUGGACGAAGGCAUCCUCAUCCAUGUGAAGCAGGAGCUGAACUUCCUGGACAAGGACACACACUUCUACCGGUUCAUCGACACCGAGUCUGAUGUCAGCCACUCAGGGGAGGAGAAGGACUCGCGGGAGGAGGAGCUACAGGAGAGCCUGUCCCUAUUGGUCCAGAUGGGCCCUGACGCUCUACUUACCAUGAUCCUGCGCAAACCGCCAAACCAGAGGAGUGCGGAGGAUCUGGAGGUGAUUUAUGAGGAGCUGAUGCACAUCAAGGCUGCGGCACACCUGUCCACCUCAGUGCGGAAGGAGUUGGCAGCUGUGUUGGCAUUUGAAUCUCACACCAAAGCGGGCACAGUCUUGUUCAGUCAGGGUGACAAAGGCACUUCCUGGUUCAUCAUCUGGAAGGGCUCUUUAAUUUCAUACACACACGGCAAGGGUCUGGUGACCACGCUACAUGAGGCAGAGGAACUUUGGCCAGUUGGCGCUGCUCAAUGACGCCCCCGCUGCUGCACAUCAUCAUGCCGUGAGGACAACUGCCACUUCCUCAGAGUGGACAAGCAGGACUUCAUACGCAUCGUCAAAGAUGUGGAGGCCAACACUGUGCGUCUGGAGGAAACAUUGGGAAAGCUUGCUGUGGCUGGAGAAGAGCUCACUGAACAAGAAUCAUCCAAUCAGGGAGGAGCAGCCAGCAGCGCAUGUGUUUGGAGGCCUGUGGAGUCAGCAUGCUUGUGUGUCUCCUGGGAGCAGAGUCUGAGGAAGGAGGUGUUGGGAGACUCGCGCCUCUACGCGCUGCUCAGGGAACAGCUCAAGGAGCGGAGGAAGAAAAUGCUGGACAACGGUCAUCAGCCUUCACUAAAGCAACACAGUGAACUUGACUGGUUCCUUGGCUAUGACAACCCAGUGGGAAAAUGUCAGCCUAUCAAGGUCACCGAUAAAGUCCUGCAUGAGAUCUUCAGGCCUGACCACACCUUCGUGUGUCUGAUGCUGCCGGUGGACGCGUCCGUGCGGGACAUCAUGGAGGCGAUGAGCAAAGCCAGUGGAGAUUCCAUCCUGGUCAAGAUGAACUCUUCAGGAGACAGGGAGGAGCUAAAGAUGGAGGCGAGGGCGGUGUCCACCUCUCUGGGCCUGAACGAGAGGCUGUUCCUCUGCUCCACCAAUCAGGUGGACAAGCUGACGCCACUAAAGGAACAACUGGGUCCAGAGCUGAACACGAUGGAGUCGCUGGAGCAGAUGUGCUCCAAGGACAUCGCUAGCCAACUCAACAGCUACGACUGGGAGCUCUUCACCACCAUGCACGAGACUGAGCUGCUGCACUAUGUGUUUGGGAGGGACAAGUUCCCCCACUGCACCACGGCCAACCUGGAACGCUUGAUGCGGCGCUUCAAUGAGGUGCAGUACUGGGUGGUGACGGAGCUGUGCCUGUGCGUGGACCUGGCCAAGCGCGCCGCGCUGCUCAAGAAGUUCAUCAAGAUCGCCAUCGUGCUGAAGGAACAGAAGAAUCUCAACUCUUUCUAUGCUGUGAUGUUUGGCCUGACCAACAGUGCGGUCACUCGUCUCUACAAGACCUGGGAGAGGUUACCGAACAAGACGAGGAGGAUCUUCACUACCUAUGAGAGGAUGCUGGAUCCAGCCAGGAACCAUCGGGCGUAUCGACUAGCGGUGGCCAAGCUCAGCUCCCCCUAUAUCCCCUUCAUGCCUCUCAUAUUGAAAGACAUGACGUUCAUUCACGAGGGAAAUAAGAACUACAGCAGCACGCUGGUGAACUUUGAGAAGAUGCGCAUGAUCGCCAGGACCAUGAAAAUAGUGACCGACUGCAGGGACCAGCCUUACUUUCCCUCGUCACCACAGAAGGGCCUGACAGAGCGGAUGUUUCUAGACACUCCAGCCAUUCGUUUGUCCACCUAUUCUGACCAGUCACUCACCUUGCGCAGCAGCAGCAAUAUCCGCCACUACAUCCAGAACCUCAAAGUCAUCGACAACCAGAGGAAGCUCACGCAGAUGUCCCGGGACCUCGAGCGCUGACGUCCCAUGAAGCGAACCAGAAGCACAGGGCAGCCUGUUCUGCUCAUCACCAUAUAGGCCCAGCACAGCAGCCUGCUCAUUACUAUAGAGGCCCAGCAUUGCACUGUGUCUGUCCCACUGGACCAAGCUAUCUGCAGCAUCUCACCGCCAUUGAGCUUGUUAAAGGACUGCUCACUCUAAAGGACCGCUCACUCUACAGCCUUUGAGCUUGUUACGGGACUGCUCACUCUACAGCCGUUGAGCUUGUUAAAGGACCGCUCACUCCCCCCAAAUGAGUCUGUCACUCUCUCCUUAGUCUCAAGUCCAUGCUCACUCUUGCCACUCUCUCCACAGCCUCAAGCCCAUGCUCACUCAAACAUGAUUUGCUUGUCAGCUCUAAAUGAGAUAUGUGAUUGACACAUGAUUGGAAAAAUAGGCAGUUCAGUUUAAUUGUAAAGAAAAGAACAGCUAUGUAAUGUUAACAUUACUAUUUACCUGUAUAAGUCAAUAUGGGGUUUAAGUGCCAUAGUGUGUAAAGGGCCAAAACUGACAGGUGAAUAAGUGCAUAGUGUGUAAAGUGUGGCCAAUACUGACAGGUGAAUAAGUGCAUAGUGUGUAAAGGGCCAAUACUGACAGGUGAAUAAGUGCAUAGUGUGUAAAGGGCCAAUACUGACAGGUGAAUAAGUGCAUAGUGUGUAAAGGGCCAAUACUGACAGGUGAAUAAGUGCAUAGUGUGUAAAGGGCCAAUACUGACAGGUGAAUAAGUGCAUAGUGUGUAAAGGGCCAAUACUGACAGGUGAAUAAGUGCAUAGUGUGUAAAGGGCCAAUACUGACAGGUGAAUAAGUGCAUAGUGUGAUGAAGAUGAAUAAGCUGCAGGCGUCUCAACUCCCUCAUCACUGGUCUAGCUGGAGCGCUGGCCUGACAUCACUAAUUGCCUGGCCUACUGCGCCCUCUAGUGGCCUGUAGAGGCACGUGUCAGCAUGCCAGCAUGGCACAGUGAUGUAGACAGGCUGCUGAACAUAUGCUACGGCUGCUCAAGCUAUUUGUGCUACGCUUUGCUUAGAGCCCGCUGAGCAGGAGGGCUCUGUGUGCAUGUAUAUUAUAGUCUGGCGGUUGCCACGCCUACAGACUCUGUGUGUAUAUAUACAGGGUAGUCUGAAGGGCUCUGUGUGCGUACAUAUAUUAUAUAUAUUAUAGUCUGGCGGUUGCCACGCCUACAGACUCUGUGUGUGUAUAUACAGGGUAGUCUGAAGGGCUCUGUGUACGUACAUAUAUUAUAUAUAUAUUAUUGUCUGGAGGUUGCCACGCCUACAGACUCUGUGUGUGUAUAUACAGGGUAGUCUGAAGGGCUCUGUGUACGUACAUAUAUUAUAUAUAUAUUAUUGUCUGGAGGUUGCCACGCCUACAGACUCUGUGUGUGUAUAUACAGGGUAGUCUGAAGGGCUCUGUGUACGUACAUAUAUUAUAUAUAUAUUAUUGUCUGGAGGUUGCCACGCCUACAGACUCUGUGUGUGUAUAUACAGGGUAGUCUGAAGGGCUCUGUGUACGUACAUAUAUUAUAUAUAUAUAUAGUCUGGAGGUUGCCACGCCUACAGACUCUGUGUGUGUAUAUACAGGGUAGUCUGAAGGGCUCUGUGUACGUACAUAUAUUAUAUAUAUAUUAUUGUCUGGAGGUUGCCACGCCUACAGACUCUGUGCGUAUAUACAGUGUAGUCUGAAGGGCUCUGUGUGCGUACAUAUACCAUAUAUACAGUAUAUAUAGUCUGGAGGUUGCGAUGCCUAUAGGGACCAAAGGUCUUGUGGUCAUGUUGGAGAGGAUGCAAAUGAUCAAGCCAGAGCACAAUCAGUUUUGUAGUUUUUACAGUCAAAUGUAUGAGAAACAUAUUUCAUAUCAAAUGUAUCAGAAGUUUUAUUUUUUCCUAAAUAAAUUAUUUA